AUGUGCCGCAGCGUGGCUGGAGCGCCCGCGCUCGCGGAGCUGCUCUCCCACGAGGUCGUCGAGCCCCGCAUCGCGCACCCGGCGAACAGCGACGCGUACCUGGAGGAGUACGCGCGGCGCUUCGCGCGGACCGUGUACCACCCGAUGCGCAGCUGCCGCAUGGGGCCCGACGGCGACCCGCUGGCGGUCGUGGACUCCGCCUGCCGCGUUCGCGGGGCGCGGCGGCUGCGGGUGGUCGACGCCAGCGUCAUGCCCACGGCCAUGACAGGGAACACCAACGCGCCCACCAUCAUGAUCGCGGAGAGGGUGGCCGCCAUGAUCCUGGCCACGGCGUGA
Molecule: messenger RNA, 336 nt
Organism: Prorocentrum cordatum
Lineage: Eukaryota; Dinophyceae; Prorocentrales; Prorocentraceae
Source: the annotation of a GenBank genome assembly